CACGGGGCUGUCAAUCGCGUAGCUAACAUAACCUAUAAAAUACCGAACCCAAACAAUAAAAAAUAUAUGUGCAUAAACAGAUUGUCCUUCAAUUGGUCGAUGGAUCGAACCAUGUUUUAAAUUGGAGACUACUUUAAAUCAUUUCAAUUUGUGUCUAUCAUUGAAAGGGGAAUCAAUAAAACGUUAACCAUCGUGAUUUUAUAAUGUUUUACGUGAACUAAGUGUUUUAAAUCUGUUACAGAUUCGGAGAAGUCGAGAAAACGAUCACGUCUUAGGAAAGUCAAAAGCCUUAGAAUAAUUUAAAUUACAUGUAUAUUAGUUCAAACAAAAGUUCCUCGCAAUCUCACAUAAUAAACGUAAUAAAAGACUGAUAAUAAUAGUUAAUGUCACAAGUAAUUUAAAACGUAUUAAAUCGAACGAAGUGAAUUGGGGACCAAUGCCGACAUAAAAGUGAUUAAAAUAGAUUAUAGGAACCAAGUGUCUUAUUGCAACAAUAAGACUUAAGCGGCGGUAGAUAACGUUUGUGAUAAAAUUAAUAUUAUCGAGGAUUUCAAAGUUUUACAAAUGACAGCUAAGACUGAUAACGUAGCAAAUGGGAUCCGUAAUCCAUCAGAGCCGAUCAGUUCGAAGCUGUUCCUCUCAGAAGAGGACCCGGUGAAGCAUGACGUGUCCGGGAGUGUUAUGGACGGUCUUAUAAUGGAGGUAAAGGAUUCUUACACGGUGUUCAGGACACGAUGGGUGAUGUUGGCAUUAUUCGUGCUGUACUCAUCAUCGAAUUCCCUGCAGUGGACUCAGUUUACGAUAAUAUCGGAUAUUAUAGUGAGGUACUAUGGUGUUACGAGCAACGUUGUGUCUUGGACUUCAAUGGUGUACAUGUUAACGUACGUGCCCCUGAUAUUUCCUGCUAGCUGGCUGCUUGAUAAAACGGGUCUUCGAAUAACGACUAUCAUCGGGUCAUUUGGAACAUGUGCGGGCGCAUGGCUGAAGGUGUUCUCGGUACCACAGGAUCUGUUCUGGCUUGGCUUCACCGGACAGACAGUGGUGGCCAUAUCCCAGGUCUUUAUCCUGAACGUACCACCGCGCUUGGCAGCGGUCUGGUUCGGAGCUGAUCAAGUAUCAUCAGCCUGCAGUAUUGGUGUUUUUGGUAACCAGCUCGGCGUAGCUCUUGGGUUUCUGCUGCCUCCGAUGAUAGUACGAGCGCAGGGUACCGUGGAAGAGAUCGGCGCAGACCUACAAUUCAUGUUCUACCUUGUGGCCGGAAUCACAAGCGUACUUUUUGUUUUUAUUCUACUAUUCUUCAAAGCGGCUCCACCAAGUCCACCGUCAGCUGCUGCUGAUUUCGGUUCAAGUUUAGACUCGAACUUCCUCAAGUCGAUUCAGAAACUGCUCACCAACCGGAACUACAUCCUGCUACUUAUCUCUUACGGUCUCAACGUCGGAGUCUUCUACGCGAUCUCGACACUUCUCAAUGAACUCGUUCUUACUUACUAUCCGGGUGCAAACGAAGACGCAGGUCGUAUUGGUCUAGUGAUAGUAGUGGCUGGAAUGAUUGGCUCAGUAGUCUGCGGUCUCAUUCUCGACAAGACCCACCGGUUCAAGGAGACCACGCUCGUCGUAUACGCCGCGUCGGUGGUAGGAAUGAUCAUCUUCACCUUUACCCUGGACUGCGGAUACAUUGCUGUUGUUUACUUCAGCAGUAUCAUUCUUGGAUUCUUCAUGGCCGGCUACUUGCCCGUCGGUUUCGAGUUCGCUUCCGAAGUCACCUAUCCGGAACCCGAAGGGACCACCUCUGGUAUUCUCAACGCUUGCGUUCAGAUAUUCGGCAUAGUGCUGACGCUGCUGUUCGAGUGGAUGCUGGGCGCGGCGGGCGACCGCUGGGCCAACCUGGCGCUGUGCGCGCUGCUGGCGCUCGGCACGGCCGUCACGGCCGCCAUCCGCUCCGACCUGCGCCGCCAGGCCGCGCAGAACAAGGCCUAGGUUGGGCUUUCGGGUUUUGUCUUUCUCGUGUAACUUCUACAUCUACAUACCAAAUAUUUGUGUCGAGUAAUUUGAAGAUGCGAAUUCGAAUCGAAGUUUGACGGGAACAGAAAAUUUACUAUAAUUUUAUUCAAAUAGGGGACUAAUUAAUGAUGAAGCUGCAUCGAAAAUUAGUUUGGCGAAAUCCGAUUAUUCGGUUCGAAUUAUGAAUGUGGGUGGGGUAUUAUUUUACGUAACAUUAUUUAAAAAGCGAAUGCAAGCAAACGAAUGUGAGUGUGGCUAUUUAUAUAUUAUUGUAGAUAAAUAAAAAAGUUUUUGAAAUAACAAUUUUUAAUAUUUUUUUUAGAUAAUAAUUAGAAGAUGAAUAUAUUAACAAUAUUAUAUAUAAAAUAUAUUUCAUAUUAUGCUUAUGGUCCGAUAAAUAAUAAUUACAUUCGAAGAAUAUUUAGUUCCAUAACCACCGCCACGUAAAAAAAUCAUGAAACAGUGCGCCCACAAUGCAUGCGAACUAAAUUAUUGUACUGGCUUAAUAAAAAAAUAUUACUUUUCAACGAAUAACGAAAACUAAUCUCGACAACACGGGGUUGUAACUCUAUAAUGUUUAUUAUACACGCAUUGAAUCAUUACAUUUUCAAAAUGGAAUGAUUCAAUAGUUUUACUUGGUUUUACAUUUAUUUCAAAAAUAUCAGUGACGUGCUAAAAACAGUAACAUUUUUUUAUAAAAUUGUAUUUACAAGAGUUUGUCUGCCUUUAAUUUUUGUAAUCUUUAAAAACAACCGAAAUUUUUAACAAAAAUUUACAAUUACAUUCAAAAUGGCUGCCAUUUACAUACUACAUCGUAAUGGUGAAUAUUGGGCGCCAUUUUUA
This is a messenger RNA of Vanessa atalanta (red admiral), 2844 nucleotides long. RefSeq lists its product as uncharacterized. Gene Ontology annotation, biological process: heme export; transmembrane transport. NCBI's taxonomy places the organism in Eukaryota, Metazoa, Arthropoda, Insecta, Lepidoptera, Nymphalidae. The record is from RefSeq and is a predicted model, not a curated record. Gene Ontology annotation, cellular component: membrane. Gene Ontology annotation, molecular function: heme transmembrane transporter activity; heme binding. The transcript has 9 exons. The coding region runs from base 565 to 1977 and encodes 470 amino acids.